CUCACCAACAUCUGGAUGGCCAGAGCAUGUGCAAAGCAGGACAUCAAGGCCCCAGCACCAGGUACCACCUCCUCCUGGGAAGUGGUGAAGAACCCAUUCAUUGCCAGCUCACUCUCCCUGGUUAAGCUGGUGCUCCGGCGACAACUGAAGGAGAAAUGCUGUUCAGUACCGGGCAACACUGGAGAAGCAAAACCCUCAAAGAGAUUAAAGCCCGAGGACGAUUCGGCAGGCAAAGCCACUCGGCGGGGCGGGAUGAGAAACUCCAUCAGUUCCAGGAGCAAGCAGCCCCUGGGGCAGCAGCCGGGCUCACCCAGGCGCAGGAGGCCUGCGGGGAGUGCCAACGAGAGUAAAGAAAGUUCAAAGGAGAAAAAAGGAACAGUCAGCCAAGAUCUUGAGCACAGAUAUGCUGAACAUGUGGCUGCCACCCAAGCACUAAGCAGGGACAUCGGAACAGCGGCCUGGAAGGGCCAGGCGCUGCUUCCUGAGGCCAGAAAGGGACAGCAGUUUCCCGACAUGCUAACCAUCCACGGCCUCCCCACAGAGGGCUACCGGGCCCUGUACCACGCCGUGGUGGAGCCGAUGCUGUGGAAUCCUUCAGGGACCCCCAAGAGGUACAGCUUGGAGCUGGGCAAGGCCAUCAAACAGAAGCUCUGGGAGGCUCUGUGCAGCCAGGCUGCCGUGCCCGACGGUGCUCAGGACCCGGCGCCAGGCAGGAUGCGGCUGGAGGGCGACCAGGAGCCUGUGCCCAAGUUGAAGAGGGAGAACUAG
Molecule: messenger RNA, 768 nt
Organism: Artibeus jamaicensis (Jamaican fruit-eating bat)
Lineage: Eukaryota; Metazoa; Chordata; Mammalia; Chiroptera; Phyllostomidae
Gene: CUNH22orf31
Product: chromosome unknown C22orf31 homolog
Exons: 2
Coding region: 16-768 (250 amino acids)
Source: RefSeq, a predicted model, not a curated record